Molecule: messenger RNA, 1639 nt
Organism: Phoenix dactylifera (date palm)
Lineage: Eukaryota; Viridiplantae; Streptophyta; Magnoliopsida; Arecales; Arecaceae
Source: RefSeq, a predicted model, not a curated record
UUUGUUCGUUGUUGUUUCUUGACCCAAUUCUAGACGCAGAGAUGAUGAACCUCCUGGCGUUGGGCCUCCUCAUCUCCUCCCUCGCCGCCGCCGGCGUAUGGUCGCCCCCGCCGGAGCCACCCAAGCCCCGUCACCCGACACUCUCGUCCGAGAAGGCCACCGCCUCAUCGUCGUCGAGUACGAACGCCAUGUCCCCUCUGACCACUCCCGCCUCCGAAACCGCCCAUCACCUCAUUGAAAAAGCGAAGGAAAAGUUCCAAGAGGCUUCCUCCCAUCUCCCAACGUUGGCCAGGGCCUCCACUCCCACCACCCAAUCCCAUUCCACUAAGGAUAAGAUAUGCGAUGCCUAUGGCACCUGCAAGGAUAAGCUAUCCAACCUGGUUGGCAGGAGCAAGGAUAAGGUCGGACACCAAAAUGUCAUGGACAGGAGCAGGGACAUCGCCGGGGCCAAGGCCUCGGAACUCAAGGAUACCGCGAAGGACACCGUCAAGAAAACAGUGGACUCAUGCAAGGAAGCUGGGCAGGACAUGGUUGGAAAUAUAUCAAGCAUUUCCGAGAAGGUGGUGAACGAGACCGAGGCAGCGGCGGCGGCAGCUAGCGAGCUGCGGCGGAACCUGACCGAUAUAAUUCAGCGAGCUCGGGAUGUGGCCUAUGAUGCGAUUGUGUACGUCGGGGCGCCGGAGACGGCGAGCACGCGGCGGCGGCGGGCGCAGCUGCUUGGGUUUGCUACUGCGUACGGGACGUGUGUGGGGACCUUCGUGUCGAGCCAUGUGCUCGCCGCGGCGCUGCCGAGGCAGCAGUUUGGGCUGAUGCAGAGCAAGUUGUAUCCGGUGUACUUCCGCGUGGUGGCUUACGGCGUCGGAGUUGCAUGGCUUGCACACUUCUUUGGGCAGGGCCGGGGGGCGGUGGCAGAGCGGUUGCAGGGCUACAAUUUGCUAGGAUCCUUUGUGCUGGUCUUGGCGAACAUGCUCUUCCUGGAGCCUAAGGCCACGAAGGCUAUGUUCGAAAGGAUGAAGGUGAUGAAGGAAGAAGGAAGGGGAAGGGACAUGGCGGACGUGCUCGUUGAGCCGGCGUCGGCGACGGCUACCACGACUACUGCUGCCGCCACGCCGACGAGCACGGCGUUUGGGGUGGCGAGGACUACGGUGACGGUGGACCAGGAGGUGGUGAAGAGUAGAAUGGUGAAGCUGAAUAAGAGACUGAAGAUGCUCAACAACUACUCAUCCUUCCUCAAUGUUUUGACUCUCAUGGGUCUCACCUGGCACCUGGUGCACCUGCCCAUCGGGUGCAAACUAGUUGUUAAAGGCAGGACAUGCUUAAGUUGUGUGGUUUGCUUUGUGAUGGUGGGCUGUUUCUCCCUGGCGAAAUUUAAUACUGGCUUUGUUAUACGUUGCAAUUUGACAUGUUACCGGCUUUGUGUUGUUGUGUGGUCCGUUCCAUCCCUUCUCUAACUAAAAUAUUAGUUUUACGAUGGGUAAAUUAAUUAUCGACUUACGUAAACUGUAAGCAUUGCAUCGAGGUACCGAGAUAUUCCCUUAAUUUGGGUUUCAUGGCCACAACGGUCAACAGGGAGCUUUAUGAAAAUAUAAUGAUAAGUUUUGGUAUGUUGGCCAAAUCAGUACAUUCAUUAUAAGCAAAA